Molecule: messenger RNA, 1989 nt
Organism: Penicillium chermesinum
Lineage: Eukaryota; Fungi; Ascomycota; Eurotiomycetes; Eurotiales; Aspergillaceae
Product: molybdopterin cofactor biosynthetic protein
Exons: 3
Coding region: 1-1989 (662 amino acids)
Biological process (GO): Mo-molybdopterin cofactor biosynthetic process
Molecular function (GO): 4 iron, 4 sulfur cluster binding; metal ion binding; GTP 3',8'-cyclase activity
Source: RefSeq, a predicted model, not a curated record
AUGUUGCUCAGAUCAGCACCUCGCAGACUCAGGCCUCAGGCUUGGCGUCUUGCGACACUGCAUCGAUGGCAGAGCACCGUUCCGACUCCUCCAACAGAGCACCGCAUCCCUCCCACUCCUCCCUCCCGCCUCGCCACCAAGCACGCCAAGAUCAAGCCCUUCUCCGACUUUCUCACCGAUACUUUCAGCCGCCAGCAUGAUUACCUCAGGAUCAGUGUUACGGAACGGUGCAAUUUGCGCUGUCUGUACUGUAUGCCCGAAGAAGGAAUCGAGCUCUCCCCUUCCGAAAGACUCUUGACAUCCCCCGAGAUCGUCUACCUCUCAUCCCUCUUCGUGUCUCAAGGCGUGACGAAGAUUCGCCUCACCGGUGGCGAACCGACUGUCCGGAAGGAUAUUGUGCAGCUCAUGCAAGACAUUGGCGAUCUGCGACGGCACGGGCUCCGCGAAUUAUGCCUCACGACAAACGGGAUCUCAUUACACCGGAAGCUGGACCGCAUGGUAGAAGCAGGCCUGACAGGCGUCAACCUGAGCCUCGACACCCUUGACCCGUUCCAGUUCCAGAUCAUGACCCGGCGAAAGGGGUUCGAUGCCGUAAUGAAGAGCAUCGACCGGAUCCUGGAGAUGAAUAAGCUUGGUGCGGGCAUCAAGCUGAAGAUCAAUUGUGUUGUGAUGCGCGGGCUCAAUGACCGUGAAAUCCUGCCUUUUGUCGAGCUUGGGCGGGAGAAGGCUGUUGAGGUUCGGUUUAUCGAGUAUAUGCCCUUCGACGGCAAUAAGUGGAGUCAAGGGAAGAUGUUCUCGUAUCAGGAGAUGCUUGCUGUUAUCCGGGAGAAGUAUCCCGCCCUGGAAAAAGUGGUCGACCAUAAGAACGACACGAGCAAGACUUACCGAGUCCCUGGGUUCCAGGGCCGGGUCGGGUUCAUUACCAGCAUGACGCACAAUUUCUGUGGCACUUGUAACCGACUGCGCAUUACGAGUGAUGGAAAUCUCAAGGUGUGUCUUUUUGGCAAUGCCGAGGUUUCUCUGCGAGAUAUUGUGCGCAAGGAGAACCAGGGACAGCCAAUUGACGAGGAUACGUUACAUCGUCUUGGUUUGCUGGACUCAGUACAAAGCGCCGCUCGCCUCAGCGAUGAAGGUCAUUCAAUCCCCGAACGCGAGCGCGAGCUAUUGGAUAUCAUUGGCAUGGCUGUAAAGCGCAAGAAAGCGAAGCAUGCAGGCAUGGGUCAGCUGGAGAAUAUGAAAAACCGGCCUAUGAUUCUCAUCGCCAGCGAUUUCAUUUUGAGCGUUCAGUUGUGCAAAUGUGGCUCUUAUAAUGCUACAUUUAGAAGAAGAUCCACCCGCCCAUCUGCAUCGAAUAUUCCAGUCCAAUUCCUCGCCCCCUUUCCCAAUUCAACCCAAAUCCGCUUCAAGCACAAUGGACGCUCUCCUCCCAUUUCCCACGAGAGCCCAAACCAGAGCACCUCAGCAUCGCUCCCCACAACCUCUGACCCCGACCUCCCACACCUAACCCCCUCUCAAACCGUACACAUGACCCAGAUCACCGAGAAACCAGAGACCAAGCGCAUCGCCACCGCAGCCUGCCACGUCUCCUUCUCCAAUAGCCGCCCGUGGACCCUCCUCCAAAAAGGCCAAGGGACCCACAAAGGCGACGUAUUCAGCGUCGCCCGCAUUGCCGGCAUAAUGGCCGCAAAGCGCACGCCGGACCUCGUCCCGCUGUGCCAUCCCGGGAUCGGAAUCACCGGCGUCGAAGUGGAAGUCACGCUCGUGGCGCCGGGUGAGUCUGCGGAUGACCACGGGGCGAUGCGGGUCGUUGCGUCGGUUAGUUGCUUCGGGCGGACGGGGGUGGAGAUGGAGGCUAUGACCGCGACGAUGGGGGCGGCAUUGACGGUCUAUGAUAUGCUCAAGGCGGUCGAUAAGGGGAUGGUUAUUGAAGGCGUGCGGUUGUUGGAGAAGGUGGGUGGGAAGAGCGGGCAUUGGAAACGUGAGGAGUAG